Molecule: messenger RNA, 3825 nt
Organism: Ostrea edulis (European flat oyster)
Lineage: Eukaryota; Metazoa; Mollusca; Bivalvia; Ostreida; Ostreidae
Product: probable ATP-dependent RNA helicase DHX37
Exons: 1
Coding region: 271-3726 (1151 amino acids)
Biological process (GO): maturation of SSU-rRNA from tricistronic rRNA transcript (SSU-rRNA, 5.8S rRNA, LSU-rRNA)
Cellular component (GO): intracellular anatomical structure; nucleolus
Molecular function (GO): RNA binding; ATP binding
Source: RefSeq, a predicted model, not a curated record
UGGACUGUGUUUUUUUUUUAAUUUUCGAAGGAAGGUAUGAGGGACAAGACGUGAAUAUUUUUUGUCGGCACAACGACUUUGCCAUAAAAGAGAAUUCAUGCAAAAAAUCGUUAUCCGAUACUUUCGGCUAUCGGGUUUCGGCCGUACUACAUUUACCGCUUGCCCUGUGAAUUACGAAAUAGCGAACCCGAUCUAAAUUUCUAACCGACAUAGGCCAUGUGGAGACGCUGAUUGUAUACAACUAGCCAGUGCAAACGACAAAAAGCAUAAAUGGGUAAAAGAAAACAUGGAUUUAAUUGGCGAGCUCGUCAGCAGACUAAAACAGUUGUCGAUAGGUCAGCAGAAAAAAAGAUUAAACUAGAUCUAAAUGACAAAAAUAUAUCUGGAUUUGAUGAUAGUAAUGCGCUUGUGUUACCAUCGGAAAAAAGAGGUGCAAAGAGAAAGCAAGCAACAGAGACACAAACUAUAAAAAGACUCAGCAAAAAGGAAAGGAGGAGAUUGGAAAAAAUAAUUGAACAGAAAGAAAAGAAAAUCAAGAGAGCUACAAUCCUAGAAUCUUUGUCAGCUGUGCAAGCUACCUCUGAAGAAUUGAAACAGUUUACAAGUAUUGCAGAAGUUCAGACAGGGAAGAUUAAAAGGAAAUUGGUGUCAAAGAUUGAUGCUAGUGUAGAGGCAGUAAAUACAGUGUCUAGAUGUAACAGAAAGAAUCACCAGAUCGAAAGUAGCAAAUGCAGCAAUAGCGACUCGGAAAGCUCGAUUCAUACUUCUGACAUGUCUUCUGAUGAGGAUGAAGCACAAGUAGUGGAGCGUGAAGAGGACCUUGCAGAUGACAAAGAUGAUAACACGAUAAAGAAAGAGAUAGCUAGUGAUUGUGAUAAGAAAAUGUCAGAAGAUUCAGAGGCAACAAAGAGUGUUGAGUCUUCUGUGGAGAGGACUGUCAGUGAGAAGAAAAUUACAGACCACAAACCUGUUGUGAACAUUCCUGUCAAUAGGGACAAAGAUGUACAGGAAGCAAGACUUAAGUUACCAAUUUUAGCAGAAGAACAGAUCAUUAUGGAAACCAUUAAUGAAAGCAAUGUGAUAAUAAUAUGUGGUGAGACAGGAUCAGGAAAAACAACUCAAUUACCCCAGUUCCUGUAUGAAGCAGGUUACGCACACAAUGGUGGCAUUAUAGCUGUCACUGAGCCGAGAAGAGUGGCAGCCAUCAGCAUGUCUCACAGGGUGGCGACAGAGAUGAAUCUCACCAAUCGAGAAAUAUCCUAUCAGAUAAGAUAUGAAGGAAAUGUGACAGAGGAGACGAGGAUCAAAUUUAUGACUGACGGUGUCUUGCUGAAGGAAGUACAGAAGGAUUUCUUGCUUACAAAAUACAAUGUCGUGAUUAUCGAUGAAGCCCAUGAAAGAAGUGUGUAUACUGACAUAUUGAUAGGACUUCUCUCCAGAAUUGUCCCCCUUAGACUCAAAAAAGGAAAUCCUCUGAAGUUGAUUAUCAUGUCAGCCACUCUUAGGGUAGAGGAUUUCACAGAAAAUCGUCGAUUAUUUAAAACAGUUCCUCCUGUUGUCAAAGUGGAUUCUCGUCAAUUUCCUGUUACAGUUCAUUUCAAUAAAAGAACUCCUCUGGAGGGAUAUCUCAAUGAAGCCUAUAAAAAGGUUUGCAAAAUUCACAGGAUGCUUCCUAAAGGUGGAAUACUUGUUUUUGUUACUGGACAACAAGAAGUAUACACCCUGUGUAAAAAACUUAAGAACACAUUUCCUAUUAAUCCCGGACAAAAAAAUGUUAACUCUGAAAAGAAUAAGAAGAGGAAAAGAAGAAAAGCUGACAAGAAAACUGUGUUGCCGACAAUAAACCUAGAAAAUUACUCUGUGGAUCCUAUAGAUGAGGAAGAAGAGAGAGAGGCGGGGAAUGACUCCGACCUGGAUCUAUUAGAUGACAUGGAUCCAGAAGACUUCACACAGAUGAGUUCUGAUGAGGAGAGCCAGUCUAAACAAGUGUGUACAGACCCUUUGUAUGUUCUGCCGUUGUUUUCUCUACUAUCCACUGAAAAACAGUCAAAGGUGUUUGCACCGCCACCAGAGGGCAGCAGGCUUUGUGUUGUUGCCACUAAUGUAGCCGAGACAUCACUUACCAUUCCCAAUGUCAAGUAUGUGGUGGACACAGGCAAGGUCAAAACAAAGUUUUAUGAUAAAGUAACAGGAGUGUCAACAUUCAAGGUUGUUUGGACAUCAAAAGCUGCAGCCAAUCAGAGAGCAGGGAGAGCUGGACGUGAUGCACCAGGCCACUGUUACAGGCUGUAUUCAUCUGCUGUAUUCAAUGAAGACUUCAUGAAGUUUUCCCCAGCAGAAAUAACAAGGAGACCCGUGGAUGACUUAAUUUUGCAAAUGAAGGAUAUGAACAUCGACAGAGUGGUUAACUUCCCAUACCCCACUCCUCCAGAUUUGGAACAGAUUAAGGCUGCUGAAGAUUUGCUGAUAUCUCUAGGGGCUGUGUCUAUAAAUCACAGCCAGAAGUCAUUGCCACGAAAAGGCAAGAGGACCAAACCAGACCAAGUGAGUCAAAUAACGCCCCUGGGAAGGGCCAUGGCCUGCUUUCCAGUGUCCCCACGCUUUGCCAAAAUGUUGUCCCUGGGACAUCAACAAGGCCUUCUCCCAUAUGUUAUUGCUGUAGUGGCAGCACUCUCUGUACAGGAAGUGUUUGUGGAGUUGCAUCAGGCAUCACCUGAUGAUAAAACCGAGUUUCAAGAGAAAUUGAAAUAUAUGACACGAAUCAAAAGAAUGUGGGCUGGUUCUAAUCACUCCCUCCAGCUUGGGGACCUGAUGGUUUUGCUGAAGGCAGUAGGGGCAUGUGAAUACCAAGGGGCCAAACCUGAAUUUUGUGAGAAACAUGGAAUCAGAAUCAAAGCCAUGAAGGAAAUCAGAAAAUUACGAGCUCAGCUGACCAGUGCAGUGAACACAGUUAUUGCAGAUACCAACCUGUGCGUAGACCCCAAACUGGAUCCACCAAGUGAUUUACAAGCCAAGCUCCUCAGGCAGAUUGUUUUAUCUGGUCUGGCUGAUCAUGUCGCUAAGAAAUAUCCAGAUCCACCUCCAGAUGCUAAUGAGGAAGACAGAAAACUGAAGCACGCUUACUUCUGCACAGAGCUGGAGGAGCCUGUGUUCAUUCAUCCAUUGUCCGUGUUGUACAAACAGAAACCAGAGUACAUUGUGUAUCAAUACAUACAAGAGACCUCAAAGGUUUAUAUGAAAGGAAUAAGUGCAAUUGAGCCGGAAUGGUUGCCAGUGUUUGCACCAUAUCACUGCACAUUUUCUAAACCUUUGGAGGAUCCAGAACCUUCUUAUAGCAGCAGCAGGGGUCAAGUGAUGUGUUACAUGAACAGUACCUUUGGCAGACGCUCCUGGGUAGUGCCACAAGUUGAGCUCGUGUAUCCCUCGGGAUUAGAACGAUACAAGUGGUUCGCUCGUUUCCUAUUAGAAGGACAAGUGGUGCCAAAACUUAAAAAGUAUUCAUCAGACCUCCUCUCUACCCCAGCCACUGUGACCAAGCCUUGGGCCAAGUUACAGCCAAGAACUGAUGUAUUCAUUAAAGCUUUAGUAUCCAAAGGGGUAGACAGCAAGGAUUCUCUGUUAAAGACAUGGAAGAUGGACACAAAUUAUUUGCUUCCAGAAUAUUCACUGUGGUUGCCCCAGGCUAGGCAUUCAGACCUGAGAGACUCCUGGCCACCUGUUAUGUGACAAUUUGUAAUUAUCAUGAAAGUCAAGCUGUGUGUUGAAUACCUUUAGUACUGUAACAUGUUAAUUUUGCUGAAAAAAUUAAAAAGUUUAGAAAUGUCU